Messenger RNA from Drosophila eugracilis, 2664 nucleotides. Its product is annotated as probable ATP-dependent RNA helicase DDX43. The record is from RefSeq and is a predicted model, not a curated record. The transcript has 5 exons. Gene Ontology annotation, molecular function: RNA helicase activity; RNA binding; ATP binding. Bases 441 to 2492 code for a protein of 683 amino acids. NCBI's taxonomy places the organism in Eukaryota, Metazoa, Arthropoda, Insecta, Diptera, Drosophilidae.
UUUGGUUGCCCUUAAUUUUUCGAAUUAUUUUAUUCAACUUUCAAAAAAUAAGGUUUAAUAAUUGAAACUUGGUUAAAUUUGAAGUAGUUCUAAGAAUUUUGAUAUUGUGUCGAUUUUUAGACGAUUAAUUGAUUGCUAAUGAUUAAUCGAUUGAACCCUAAUUCCAAAGUGAAUUACAACCCUGCUCCAAAAGCGUCUACCUUAGCGGUCCGUUUAAUUUCCCCUUUGCCGUGCUUUUCGAUUCGAAAACAGAAAGAGAAGAAUACCAAGUUGUUUAUAACAUAUCAACAUUUUUGAGCCUCGAAUACACACAAACGCACGCGAACUUUACCGUUUGAAAGAGGACAAGCAAAUUGCAAAGUUUGCAUUUUUCACGUGUUCUGCGUUGUUUUUCUUUAUCUCAUAAUCCAAACAAUAUAAAACUUCGCGCUGAUACAAAUAUGGAUGAUUGCGAGUGGGAAGAUUUCGAAAAUAAUAAUGAGAACGAGAUCAGGACUCAGGCGUUCUCAAGGAUGAAUGAUAAGUGCGUGAGAAGCCUUCGAAGCGGUGAUAAUUCUCGCGGCUACGGAGGUGAUUAUAAAAGGGAUGAUAGUCUCCGUGACUACGAUAAUUACGGAGGACGACGUGAAAAGCGAGGCAAUCGCGAUAAUUACGGCGGAGAAGGAGCUUUUAGCGAGUCCUUGAGAAUCGAUUCAGAAAUGAUCGGAAAAGUCAUUGGAAGAGCCGGAUCAAACAUUUCCCGGAUUCAGACCGAUUUUAAUGUUCGCGUUAAGGUGGAUAGGUGCGAUUUGAUGGUCAAGAUAUCGGGUAGCGACCAGAGCAAUGUCGCUGAUGCUAUCAAUCAUGUUCGAAAGCAGAUCGGUGAGUCGAGGAAUAGAGGAAGAGAUCGGGAAAGUAGGAGCUAUGGUUCUUAUGGUGGAGAUGGAGGAGGCGGUAGCGGAUAUGGCAGAUCUAAGGGUAGUGGCUAUCAGUUUAACCCCCCUUCUCCCAGGCCAAUCCAGGGUGAUGGAGAUCUCACCGGCACCAUCGAUUGGGCAGGCUUAAACAAAGCUUCGGAAGCAGCUACUGCGGCUCGCUGGGCCAAGUGCCCGCCGCUGACAAAGAACUUCUACAAAGAGGCUCCCGAGGUGGCCAAUCUUUCAGACGUUCAGGUCGAGCAAAUUCGUGAGAGGAAUAACAAGAUCACAGUCUCGCAUGUUUUCGAACCGAAGGAAGGAGAAACUACAACGCCCAUUCCAAAUCCUAUUUGGACCUUCGAGCAAUGCUUUUCUCAAUAUCCGGAUCUGCUGGGCGAGAUCACCAAAAUGGGUUUCACCAACCCUUCGCCCAUCCAAUCGCAGGCAUGGCCCAUUCUUCUCCAGGGACACGAUAUGAUUGGCAUCGCCCAAACUGGCACAGGAAAAACAUUGGCUUUCCUUUUACCCGGAAUGAUUCACACGGAGUAUCAGAGUACGCCCAGAGGUCAAAGGGGCGGUGCCAAUGUGCUGGUGAUGGCUCCUACUCGAGAGCUAGCUCUGCAGAUUGAAAUGGAGGUGAAGAAGUACUCCUUCCGCAACAUGAAAGCUGUUUGUGUAUACGGCGGCGCCGAUCGACGCAUGCAGAUUUCGGACUUAGAGCGUGGUGCGGAGAUUAUCAUCUGUACUCCGGGACGUCUUAACGACCUGGUCCAGGCCAACGUUAUUGAUGUAAGCAGCAUCACUUAUCUGGUGCUCGACGAGGCAGAUCGCAUGCUGGACAUGGGUUUUGAACCGCAGAUCCGUAAAGUAAUGCUGGAUAUUCGUCCGGAUCGUCAGACUAUUAUGACUUCGGCCACUUGGCCACCCGGAGUUCGCCGUUUAGCGCAGAGCUACAUGAAGAAUCCCAUUCAGGUGUGUGUUGGCUCCCUUGAUCUGGCAGCCACGCAUUCGGUUCAGCAAGUGAUUGAAUUGCUUGAAGACGAUUGUGAGAAGUUCAACAUGAUUAAGUCCUUCGUUAAGAACAUGAACAAGACGGACAAGAUCAUCAUUUUCUGCGGGCGCAAGGCUCGUGCCGAUGACUUGUCAAGUGAUCUCACGCUAGAUGGCUUUAUGACCCAGUGCAUUCACGGUAAUCGCGAUCAGAGCGAUCGUGAGCAGGCUAUAGCUGACAUCAAGUCGGGUGCCGUGCGCAUUCUUGUUGCCACCGAUGUGGCAUCGCGAGGCCUGGACAUCGAGGACAUCACUCAUGUCAUCAACUAUGAUUUUCCGCGCAAUAUCGAGGAGUAUGUUCACCGUGUGGGACGCACUGGACGUGCUGGCCGAAAGGGCGUCUCGAUUAGUUUUAUAACUCGUGAAGAUUGGGGCAUGGCCAAGGAACUAAUUGAUAUCCUCCAAGAGGCGGAGCAGGAAGUGCCAGAUGAGCUGCACAACAUGGCUAGGCGUUUUCAGGCCAUGAAGGAUAGACGCGCAGCUGAAGGCGGCGGACGCAAUGGCCCCCGACGAUUUGGCGGUGGUGGAUUCCGCAAUUUCGAUUGAAUCUCGAUGUUGACAUUUUGUAGUUUUAAAGAGACGACAGUGCAUUUAAGUGCCUUGAAAUGUUGUUUAAAACUAGAUUUAAUCCAAAAAUAAACCCAGUGUGGGAAAGUAAAAAGGAAGAUUGAGAUGGUCCUUAAAAUGAAUUAAGGUUUUAAAAACCAAUACAAUACCA